UUGUUAAGUUUUGUUUUAAUAAGUGUCUGCCAAUCAAUAUACAAUACUGACAUAGCAGAGCUAGUGACCUUUUGUCACCUAUAUGGCUACAUUGCGAAAACAAGGAACCUUGAAUAUUAAUAACUUGCACUCUCUGUCUCUCUCUUCAGUCUCUUGAAGUAACUCUGACAGUUCUGGGUGGACAAAGGCUUUUAAAUGAGUUAUCAGCCAACUUACACCUACAAUCAACCUGGGUUUGAUAAAGACAGUCUUGACAAUGUGUUACAAUACAUCAGAAAUGCUCCAAACUACUGUUUGUAUAAGAUCCAGCAAUGUCUGCCAAACCCCUCCAUGAUCUGCACAUACGACCCCAUGGUCUGGCUCCCUCCAGAGCUGCUGGAUUACUUGCUGCUUUUCCUCGAUCCUGAAUCUCAGCUCAACCUUUUAAUUCUUAAUAAAGCUUGGAAUAGGUAUUUGUUGCGGCAUCCAGUAUGGCAGUCAACUUGCCAAAAUCUGGGUGUUUCAAAGAGGGUCUGCUACUCACUUGGCUGUCCUGAAAACUCAAAGCCCCAUCUAUCCUGGCUACAAGUUACUAUAGCUGCCUUUUAUGUUAGAAGUGCUCUGUGCAAGCCAGAUUCAUUUUUCCUUAAAAAAUGCAUUCCUGUUCUCCAAGUUACAAGACUGGGCAGUACAGGACCCCUGGACCUUACUGCCUCAGGAAGACUCAUAUGUGCCUAUCGUGACAAGCAUUGGGUUGUGCUUGACAGAUGUUGCAGAGAAGUACUUCUCCGCCACACAACGGGCUCAGAAAUCAUGUGCACUCGCUUCAUUGAUACAAGUAAAGCUGCAGAGCUCUGCCCUAACGGUGCAAUAAUUUAUGGCAAAGUUGAUGGACGCCUCACUGCUGCACUGCAAUUCAAAGGAUUUCAUACCUUUGCUUACAUUGAUUUUUUCACGCACGCUGGUCCAGUGUUGUGUUGUGAUGCCUCAGCGGAGCUGGACCUCAUGGUGAGCGCAGGGGACGACCUCUGUAUCAGGAUGUGGCAUCUCUCUACCGGUGUUAUGCUUAUGGCACUGUCAACACAUGCCCGCACUUGUCAGAUUCGGAUGCUGCCCAAGCGUGAAGGCUGGUUCAAUGUUAUUGCUGUGGAAAAUACUGCAUGCCGUCAGUACAAGUGGACUUCUGAAAGCCCAAAUUCUACUGCAGUGGCAGAUAAUCUUCAAAGACUAAAUUCAGCAGUUGUAAACACACAACAAACACUCAAUUCCAAAGACAAGUUUGGAAAUUAUUUGAACAUUGAUUGUAGUGUAGUGUAUGAUGACGACUCGAUAUCAGCUCAAGUGAUCCACGAUUCAAACUACACAAUAGGUUGUAUUUCACGUAGUUCUAAUGAGAAGACCAAUAGCAUUGUGGUCUACGAUGCUCAUACGCUGCAACGCUUACACUGUGUUCCCACCAUUCUGAAGCUGCUUCGCCUGGAGGCAGCAGGGCGCAGGUUUGCUCUGUUCACCACAACGUCUUGGAGCGAACUGGACGUCAAAUGCAGGCCCUCAUUUAAAGAGGAAGCUUUGGUGCUCUUUGACCUCACUGCUGAACAGCAGCUCAGUUUCUUCAGGCUACCCUGGAGAAAUCCAUCUUCCCACAGAAGCAGUUGUAGGUCAUACGACACCGCGUGGCUGGAUGAGCUUCCUGUGGACGCUGUGCUACCUAUUAAGGCCUACUCAACUGCUGCUGCUUCAGCAUCUGGUAUUGCCUCACCAUAUAACUGCACUGUACCAUCUACCAACAACGAACCACCUGUAAACACCACACCACCUGUCAACUCCGCGACUCCUACAAGCUCCUCGCCAUGUCCAGACAACGUUCGCGGCUGGGUGGAUCGUGUCUGUAAGUCCAUGGGAGACAGCAAUUUUGCUCAUGAUCCUGAGUUCGUCUCAGAUAUCCUAACUUACCGGCGCGUCAUUAGAGGCGUACUAGACACUCCGACGCCGUGCAUGACCAGUUCUUCCAUGAACUAUGAACGUCCCUUGCCGCCUGUGCUGUACAUCUCCCACAGCGGCAAUGAGGUAGUCGUUGUCACCUGGAACCUCCAGCAGAUAAAAGCUAAGGGAGAACACAAGACUAAAACUGAGUGAACGAUUGAUGUAUGUGUGGCCGUGAUGUGUUGAGAAAGUUGCUUUAUUAUAACUUUAUUGCCUUAUAUCGGUAUGCUACUAAGAAUCAAUGAUAUUAAUGGCUAAAAGAAUAGUGUCAUCCCUCCAGCACAGCGGGAAUUUACCUCCAGUUUUGGAUACACUGGCAUUAAGCGAAUAUUGCAUCCUAAGACACUCGUAAGGUCGAUUGCAUUUGCAGCAUACAGCGGAGGAGUAUUGCAUUGUCGAGUGUGAAUAUUUUCUGGAGAGUGUGAGGAAAUGUUGGAGAACUAGCAUGGAAAAUGAUACGUAUGGCUUUAGUUUACUCGGCUUUAAAAUAUUUUUAAAUAUAUCUCUAUCUCAUUUAAACUAAGUGAUAAUUUAUUUAAUUUAAAUUGAUAUUUUCAUCAUCAAAUAAACUUAGUGUUUUGAUCGCGUCAAGUUGAUUAGUUUAAAGUGGGAAGGCAAAAGAACAAGACUUGCUUGGCGCCAACGUGCGUCAUACGGCAGGAUGAACUGGUGUGGACACCCCGUAGUUUGCCACAAAGUCAUGGAGAACUAUGAACGAUGGUGAAUGAAGUAUAUUGGGAAACAUCUUUCCCAAACCCAUUAGAACUGUAUGAGCUUAAAGUUAGGUUCAUGAAUACUCAGCUCAUUUGCUCUAUACAGGUGUAUACUUAAUAUACCUAGAUCAUAAUAUUUCUAACAAUGUGCAAUCGAUGACCUAAUACGUCAUUCAUAAAUCUGAGAAUGAAAUUCUUGCGUUUCUUAUAUCGUAGUACACCAUAUUCAUAGUACGACAACAUAGAUUGCUGAUAAGCGGAAAGGCGAGUGUCUGCUGCUGCAGCAAAUCUUAGCUAACGACAGCUGCAUCGACCUGUCUGCUAGGCAGUCAGGAAGCAACUGGCAUUGUGUGCAGUUAGCCUGGCAGGGGCGCUAGUCGUGCUACCUCAGGAGCGACUGCUUCAUGCCACUCCCAAAUGGCUAUGCUGUUUUCAACAAACUAAGAAAGCUAUUCUUUAGCCAGACUCAACUAUCUCGGUGAUCAGAGACCCGGAACAGAGCUCAGUUGCCUGUGGAAUUGGUCGCUGACCUUCCUACAACUAUAGAGUUAUUGAGGAUGUUUUGUUGCUUGGGCGUUGGUACUUACGGUAGGAUUAUGUUCUUAAUCUUGGUUCUCCUUUUCACUGAACAAAUUCAAGUUGUAUUGAUAGUUCCUAUCCUUUCUUGUGUCUAUUUAUUUUUCGCUUGCUAUUAAUUUACCGCGCCGCGAUAAGCCAGACGCCGCGAUAAAUGCUUAGUAAAGUAAUAAUAAUAGUUAUAAGCGACAGUGUCGUAAAUGGUGAUGGCAUGGGAGCCGGUAUAUGAUAAUGGUUGCUAAAGUUAAAAUGUUUGAUAUAUCUUUUGAUAUUGUGCACGGCCUUAAAUAUUUAAAUUUCACCAAAUUUAAGGUAAAGUUGUUGAAUUUCAUACACGAAAAUU
Messenger RNA from Hyalella azteca, 3594 nucleotides. RefSeq lists its product as uncharacterized. The transcript has 5 exons. NCBI's taxonomy places the organism in Eukaryota, Metazoa, Arthropoda, Malacostraca, Amphipoda, Hyalellidae. Bases 196 to 2115 code for a protein of 639 amino acids. Gene Ontology annotation, molecular function: protein binding. The record is from RefSeq and is a predicted model, not a curated record.